GAGCCAUCACAAGCCAUUUUGAUAUUAUUGCAGCAGCUGUGCGAGAAUAUAUCACUCAUCGUAUAUCGCUGCGAAAUGUCAAUCUUUGUGACCGUGUAAUUUGCGUGGUGUACGGUGUCGCGCGAAAGCGAAUUGCGCAUCGAGCGGCGCGGACAAGUAGUGCACAGAUCGUGACAUCGUAGUCGCGAUCGGAUUCGGGUCGGUGGAUUUCGCAAGAGGACAAAGAGCUAUGCGACCGCGGAGCACCUUUUAUUAACCUUGACCCGCUCUCGUUAACAGCAAUCGUGAGCUACUAAAAAUGAUGAUGCUACAUCAUACUGCAAUAAAGACUUUUUGGAAGUGAUUAUUGGAGUCUAUAGAAUCUUGGAUGCAAAAGACUCCUGCCAGAGAUUCUAAUGAUGUUGUAUAGUGGUAAAACAUUGAAUGAGUUAGCUGCACUUAAGGACACUUAUUAAAAUGUAUAUUUGCCUGGAUUAUUUCUGCAGUCACAUUUAAUGUGUAUAUCCUUUAUUGUACACAUUGUAUUUGCAGUUUAAAUGAGACAAGAUGAAUAACGAAAAUAUAGAAAAUCAGCCACCCUUUCAGGCCAUUGAAGACAUGGAUCCUGCUUCAAUGCAACCUGUAUUCCCAGAUACAAAUACACCAUGCGUGGAUGUAUGGAUGGAGAAGAUGAACAAAGGAGUGUUGACAAGUAUCAAUUUCAGAGAAUAUUGGCGAGUCUGGGUACCAAAAAUAUAUAGUCCUGAACGUAAUGGUAAUUGUUUGGAAUGGACUGUAGACGAUGAGACGGCGCAAAGAAUGCUCCUUAAGACUCUAGAAGAAUUUAUGUGCGGCGGCGAUCCGCAAAUAAUUUUGAAAGAGCUUAGUGAGAUGGAUAAUCCGCCAUCUAUAUGUGGCAGAAUGUUUAAAAUGGGUGAACCGACCUAUAGUUGCAGACAAUGCGGUAUGGAUUCAACUUGCGUCCUAUGCGUAGACUGUUUCAAACAAUCCGCUCAUCGGAAUCACAAAUAUAAAAUGGGCACGUCCAAUGGUGGCGGAUGCUGUGACUGCGGUGACACAGAAGCUUGGAGAAGCGAGCCGUUUUGCAAGAUACAUGUAGCAGGAACGCAGUCAAAGGAUUCGCGAGGCAACAAGCUGCCCGGUGAUAUAGCGGAGAGAGCGGUGAUGGUCUUCGAAGCGGUGUUGGCAUAUUGUUAUGAACUAUUGACAUUAGGACAUGCCGUCGCGCUGCCGUCGAAUCUCUGUAUCAAAGACACGGCAUUUUACUCGCUCACACUCGAUCAAUUAGACAUUUUCGACACUUAUUGCACUGUACUUUUCAACGAUGAACAUCACACUUUUGAUCAAGUAAUAACUAUGCUCCAACGCGUUAUUAAAUGUUCGCAAAAGGAGGCUGUAGAGUUUGUGACUAACGUCGAUAGGGAAGGUAGAGCUGUAGUGAAAUGCUCGAUGUUCCGACAUUGCAACGAACUCCGCGAUGACAUUGAAAAAUUUACGUACAGACACAGUAAUCGACCGCUCAAGGUGGUGGUUCUUCAUACUCACACAGUGGCUCAUCAGACGUUCGCUAUGAGAUUGCUCAAUUGGCUGCAACAGUUUAUAAGCCAUUGCGAGGGUUUUCGCGUGCUGUUCAGCAACAUUGCUCUCAAUACAAAAUUACCCGAUACGUCGAUCGUUGAGGGGAUACUCACGAGAGAUUCGCAACUAUGGAAAUCUGCCAGAACAGCGUGGCAUAGAUUAUUUAUAUCUGGAAUGCUCAUGGAGUACGAAAGUAAGAAAACGCUUGCCAUCGUGUUCACCUAUAAUUAUGGCUCCGUCAUGAAGGAUUUUAUCAAAGAUGAUCACGAUCACGCGUUUUCGAUAGUCUCACUCUCCGUUCAGCUAUUUACCGUGCCGACUUUGGCACAUCUACUCAUCGCGCAUCACGAUGUGCUAUUUAUUUUAUUAAACACAUUUGUCUCCGAGAGCUCUCGACGAUGUAACGCUGCUGGGAAAUUGGAAUUCGAGAGAAACAUGCCGCACCAUUCUUUUAAACGAGCUCAAUAUAUACUCUACGACUUGCGGUAUUUACUGAGCGCGAAGCCGGAUGAAUGGACGGAUGAGCUAAGACGCGGUUUCUUGCAAGGUAUUUCGUUAUUGCUCACACUCUUUUGCAGCAUGCAAAGCAUGGAUGCAGUACUACGACAAGUCGGUCAGCACAUGGAGUAUGAACCGGAAUGGGAGUCUGCGUUUAAUCUACACAUUAAAUUGUCACCGGUUAUCACUCUAGCUUUAGAGUGGUGUGGCUCUGACAGAGUAGUACUGAUCAAGUCGUUCAUAUUGCUUCUGAGGAAACUGUAUGAACAGUUAGGCAACAAACCUGCGCCAAGCCAGGUGCGAGAAUUGGCAGAUCAUAGUGCAACGUGUCUACAAUACGACGUAUCAUCCGAACCGGUUUCCAUUCAUUUGCCGCUCUCGAGAUUUCUGGCCGGUCUAUUUCUACAUCUGGAAAAAUAUAAUCUACACUUUCAAUCGUCCGAAUUUAUCAAUCAAACGAAACCAACGCUCGAACAAAUUAUCGAGCCCGUAUUGACGGCACAGGCCAUGAUCUCACAGGUACACUCAGGAAUGUGGCGACGAAACGGUUAUUCCUUGUUAAAUCAGUUGUAUUUUUACCAUAAUGUCAAGUGCCGUAGCGAGAUGCUGGAUCGGGACAUUAUUUUGCUGCAAGUCGGCGCGUCUCUGAUAGAAAGUAAUGAAUUCCUAAUUCACAUCUUAAAUAAAUUCAAUCUCCUUAACUGGGCGCAAUCAGAUUUCGAAGUAAACGCUCUGAAAAAUCCAGAGGAGGACAGUAUGCGCCAAACGAUCAAUCUGGUAGAGGAAUUCCUGGGCUUGCUGAUCACGAUUAUUGGUGAGAGACACGUUCCUGGUAUCGGUCAAGUGACUGCAGACGAUCGUCUUAAGAAGGAGAUUAUACAGCAGUUGUGCAUAAAACCGCUCUCGCAUUCAGAACUAAAUAAAACAUUACCGGAAGAGGUUGUUCACCAUGUCCAGACUGAUGUAGAGAGGGUGAUACACGAAGUAGCAGAUUUUAAAAAACCGAUGCAAGAAUCAGCGGGAAAGGGUGUAUAUGAGUUAAAGCCACACUUAUACACAGAAUACAACGUAUUUUUCUAUCACUAUACGAAGGAAGAGCAUAGUCGAUCCGAAGAAGUUCAACGAAAGCGUAGGAAAAUUCAGGGAGAAUUGGAAUGUUGUCCGCCACCGAAGCUGCCUAAACUGACAGAGUCAUUUAGUAUGGUGGCAGAUUUAUUGCAAUGCGAUGUUAUGCUCCACGUAAUGCAAACCGUGCUAGAACGUGCGCUCAACUUUAAAGCCAGAAGUUUUUCUGAACCGCAGGUACACAAGAUACUUCAUCUGAUCGGUUACGCGCUGCAGGAACAAGAAUCUGGCUACUAUCCUUUCUUCGCAUUUUCUGAACGGGCGGUCAAAUGGAAGAUUUAUAAGUUAUUAGAAGAUCUGUCCACCAGCCCUCGCAUGGAGGCUCAUAAAGAUUUGCUCACAUGGGUUUUGGCCAAGUAUCGCGAGGUUGCAAGUUCAACAAAUACAGAAGUCAGUCCGGCAUCUACGCACACUGACCAACAAUCACUGCAACAAACAAGCGAUGCUGACAUGAGCACUAAGGAGACAGACAAAGAAUGGCGAACAAAAAUGGCAGCUCAGAAGCGCGCUAAAAUCAUGGCGCAGAUGGCAGCUAUGCAGAAACACUUCAUGAAGAAAAAUGCUACCCUGUUCGAAGAAGCGAACCUGGACGCCAAUAGCAAAACUAGCGAUCGUGGUUCCGCUAUGGAUCUGACAGAGUCCUCUCAAGAAGAAAGUACACCAGUCGCCCUUGGCAUUGGUCAGACCAAUAGAUUAGCCGAGCAAAAGACAUACACAUGCAUUUUGUGCCAAGAAGAUCAAAUUGUGACGGAAGCUGAUCCGCCAAUGGUAUUAGCUGCGUUUAUUCAGCAAUCCACUGUAUUGUGUCAGCGUCGAUCAGAUCUUGAGGAGCCCGAUCCGUUGUAUCUGUCAGCCAAACUGGGCGUAUCACCGUACACUAGCACAUGUGGUCAUGUAAUGCAUGCCCGUUGCUGGCAGGAAUAUUUUGAUAACGUUCUCGUCAAGGAGAAUCGGCGACCUUAUAGAACGCGGGCACCAGCGAGCUUUGAUGCCGAGAACCACGAAUAUCUCUGCCCGCUAUGCGAAUGUCUCAGUAAUACUGUUCUUCUGCUUGUACCACCCUUGAAGAUGCUGCAACCAACUCCGGAACCACAGCCAGAUAUUAGCUUCGAGACAUGGUUAAAAGUCAUGGCGCUGGCAAUGGAGUGCAAACCGAAUAGGAAGUUUGGCAAAAUCAUGGAAACGGUAAAGGAUGAGCUGGUAGACAUCGUUAAUCCCAUGACCGUCCUUCGACAAGAGAUCGAAGAAGCUUGGGAGCCUUUCGAAUCUCAAUAUUCACGGUCUGGGCCGCAUCUCACACGAAAAAUAGAGACGAUGAUCCACAUGCACGCUUCGAUAUUUUGGCAAAUCACGGUCCUAAAAUUCAAAGAUUUUAUCGACGGUAAUCCACCUUUAUUAGCUUGGAAGUCGACAGCGUACACGAUCCACGCGAUAGAAUUCCUGUUGCGCGACAUGGACAAGCCAUUAUUGGGUGCUAUGACCUCCCGACAGAGCGAUAGUCUGGAGAGCCUUGUGCGAUUGUCAGCCCUCCUAGGCGCGACUAUGUCGAAUCGAGCGAAUGUCUGGUCGAACCGCGAACAGAUUAUGAUUUACGCAGUAUCGUUACUUACGAUAUUAAUGGAGAGUCCAUCCAACGGACCCAGCAUUUUUGACAUCGAUCCGUUUGGCGUUCUAGUGUCGCUCAUCAAUUCAUUACCAAGUCUCUUUCACACGAAGGCGCACGAAGCGGGUCCGAAUCCACCACCUAUUAUCACGGGCUGCGUGUUCGAGUCACAUGCAUUCAAGCUUGUAUUUCUGUGCCACAUUGCAAAAAUACUCUUCACAUUAGAUGUUUCCAACAUGAUGGAAGUGGAUAGUCAAGAGGUGGAAGUUGAAUCGGACAUUGUCCUGUUCCAUAUUCUGGGCGUGCAUUUGGAUAAACAAAGAGCCAGCAACGUAUGGCGACAAGUGGAAUCUGCUUGUCGGCCCUUCCUCCGAUGUUGCGCCAUUUACUUUCAUUACGUAUCUGAUGUACCACCGUCGAAUGAACUGACGCAAGUUCAUGGCGACACGUACGAGAAACUCUGUCUGUAUCUUGGACUGCCUGCUACUUGCGAUGCUUUAAUCUAUUCCCAUCUAGAUGUUACUUUGAAACUGAUAGACGUGUGGCGGAAUCACCCUACCGUUUGGAAUCAUCGUUCAGGCGUCAAAAAGGCUCAGAUCGUCAAGGAUCCAUUGAUGGUGAACAAGCUAGUAGACCUGCCGGACGAUUACAGCGAGCUCAUCAAUUCGAUAUCUCAGUUUACUUGCCCGAAUAGUGAUCGGGAAGACUCGCGUAAUCCGACGAUGUGCUUGGUAUGCGGCGAGAUGCUAUGCUCGCAAAGCUACUGCUGCCAAACGGAACUUAACAAGAUACCGGUAGGCGCAUGCACGUAUCACGCGAGCAAGUGCGGCUACGGCAUCGGUAUAUUUCUACGUGUACGCGAAUGCGAGAUUUUGUUCUUGCGCACACCGAAUCGCGGUUCCUUUGUGUGCCCGCCUUAUCUCGAUGAAUACGGCGAAACGGAUCAGGGUCUGCGACGCGGAAAUCCGUUGCAUUUGUGUCACGAGAAAUAUCGACGAUUGAAUCACAUAUGGCUCGGUCAUGGACUUCACGAAUCCGUAGCCAGGGCCAUUGAACAGUCUUCGAACAAUCUUAUGCCGACCCAGUGGCAACAUCUAUAACUCUAUUUUGUGGGAUUUUCCACAUCUAAAUGUGGAAAAUCUGAUCCGAACUUUUAUUCUGAAAAAAGAUGAGGAUAAGAAAUAUUAAUUCUUACGCUUAGCAUAUAUAAGAUCUGUGAAAUUUUUUCGGAGAAAUGUGCGCGCAGGCUUAGAUAUUUACAUGUUAUUUCUCUCAUCCUCCCUCUCUCCGUCUUUCUUGCCUUGCGAACACUUUUAAAUCAUUUUAGAGAGUUUACAAAAUUUAAUAUAUUCUUAGAUUGUUUCACAGAAUUAACGAAAUAUCUAUCAUAUGUUAUAUAAAUUAAAAUAUUUCUUUAUAUUUAUUAACGUUGUUGCGUCUUCGAGUUUUGUUUGCUUAUAGAUGCGAAUCUAUGAUUAACAUAACAUACUUGAUCAAUCAUCAUGAAUCGUUUGUGGUGUUUCAUAAGAUUCAGCAAAUUUUCUUUGCAUAUAGGGUGUUUUAAAAGUGAUCAAUCGCUUGGGAAGUGAUUGGGGAUCCAAAAACAAGAAAAAAAGUUAAUAUGAACAUAGGAUUCAGAAAUGCGCUUUUUCCGAGUUAUCAUCAUUUUUAUGUUAAAAUGUCAAAUUGCUUUGCUUUCGAAUUUUUUUGUCAAAAUUGAAAGAAAUGGUUUCGUAUUUUUUUAUUUUAUUUUAUUUAUUUCUUUGUAUUUAUUUAUUUUAUUUUAUUUAUUUUUUUGUAUUUAUUAAUUUAUUUGUUUUUUAUCCUGGAUAAUGCUAAAGUAGCCUGCAACUUUUAUUGGACUUACAUCAUGUUAUAAAACUCAUAGAAACCAUCUCUUCUUUCAAUUUUGACAAAAAAAUUUUGAAAGAAAAGCAAUUUAAAAUUUCAAUAUAAAAAUAACUGAUAACUCGAAAACAACGCAUUUCCGGACCUAUGUUUAUAUCAACUUUUUUGUUGUUAUUGGGUCUCCAAGCAUUUCCCGAGCCAUUGAUUUCCAUUUUUAAAACUCUGUAUAUAAACGAUGGAUCCUACAUUCUAGAUCAUUUGGAAGAUCUAGAACAACGAAAGAGCGGAAUGAACGACGAUAUUCAUACAUGUCAUCGCCGUAUAAAUGUAUUUCGGGCUAAUUUAUAUAUUUGAUACUUUUCAUGUAGGAUAAUGCGAUACCAUAACUUCAAAAUUAACUGGAAAAUUAUUUUCGAAUUAUUCCUGCUAUUGUCUGAUGUUUGUAUUGUAGUUCUCGAUUUUACAUGUCGGCUGUAAUUUCGUCGGAAACCAUCAUGCUUCCGCUUCGAUUCGCAACUCUUAUCUCAGGCUCCAACAUAUGCAGAUAUGAAAUAUGUUCGAUCGCGUUUAUAUAGAAUACAAAGAAGAAAAAUUCGCGGUUUCCGAAAGGAGUAAUUUCUUCUGAAAAAUCUCAACGAUGAAAUAAAAUAAUACGUAAUGUUUGUUUUCUCUCGUUGUGCUAGUCUCUUUUAGAUAGAUGCUACUGGAAGCAAUGUUAAUAAGACGCGCGAGACGAUUUUGGCAUCGUACUUGAAUCCUCGUUUGUUAUGCAGUUGCGAUUCAACUGAUUUACAUCUGUAACACACACAAACACAGAUAGAGAAGAAUUAGAAUUAUUAUUUUAAAAGAUUAUUGUAAAUAUUCUAUAAUUGUACACUUGAUAAAUUUACCGAGAACCUAUCUUUCAUUUUUGUGUAUAUCGCAAUAAGAAGACAACUUGUGGCGACGUAUUCGGCUGACGAUCUUUACAUUUUUAUUACAUCGUCAAGAACGUCUUCAUAUAGUUUAUGAAACAGUACGUUGAAUCGAUAAAAAAUUAUUUGAGGAUUUUGAAGAGAGAAAUUAAUAUGCAUGUAACGAAAAACGUAUAUUAUUGCGUUUAUCGAAAACUUGGAUUGUUAAAUAAAAUUACAAUGCGUAUGCCUUGUCCAAUUUUUAGCAAUACGCACGAGAGAUUAUGCCGCUGUACAUUAGAUCGCUUGUAAAACGAUAAUGCUAUGAACGAUUAGCAUAUUUCAGGUACUUGUGAAAUAUAAAAAAUAUUAUACGAG
This is a messenger RNA of Cataglyphis hispanica, 7923 nucleotides long. RefSeq names its product E3 ubiquitin-protein ligase UBR2 (gene Ubr1). Gene Ontology annotation, molecular function: zinc ion binding; ubiquitin protein ligase activity. Gene Ontology annotation, biological process: protein ubiquitination; ubiquitin-dependent protein catabolic process via the N-end rule pathway. Bases 547 to 5904 code for a protein of 1785 amino acids. The transcript has 3 exons. NCBI's taxonomy places the organism in Eukaryota, Metazoa, Arthropoda, Insecta, Hymenoptera, Formicidae. Gene Ontology annotation, cellular component: cytoplasm; ubiquitin ligase complex. The record is from RefSeq and is a predicted model, not a curated record.